Lycium barbarum (goji berry) is the source of this 633-nucleotide messenger RNA. Its product is annotated as serine/threonine-protein phosphatase 4 regulatory subunit 2-like. The record is from RefSeq and is a predicted model, not a curated record. Gene Ontology annotation, molecular function: alpha-tubulin binding. Lineage: Eukaryota; Viridiplantae; Streptophyta; Magnoliopsida; Solanales; Solanaceae. The coding region runs from base 1 to 633 and encodes 210 amino acids. The transcript is spliced from 4 exons. Gene Ontology annotation, biological process: protein folding.
AUGGAGAGUAACAGAUGCGGUCUUGUGCUAAUGAAGACAUCCAUUUCUGAUCACAUAAAAGAUGCAAUCAUGGAUAAUGGCUGUGCAAACGAUUACUUGACUGCCAUUGGACAGAAACUUAUAGAAUUUGAUAACGGUGGGAAAGAUUCAAAUGCAAAAGCUUUUCCUGCACAGCUCAAUGAAUUAAAAUUGGUCCGAACUGGUCAGACAUGGGACUACUUGAACACCUUGAGCGAAUUGCCUAACCUUCAACAGCUUAAGCUGAAAUCAGAUGCUUCAACAAAUGAUAAUCUCCCUACCCUUGAGCGCCUAGUGAUCAGAGCUUGCUCUAAUUUGGAAGAGAUUCCUAUCGAGUUUGCAGAAAUUGAUUCACUCCAGCUGAUUGAUUUACAGAAUUGUAACCCUCAACUCAUGGCCUCUGCUGUGGAACUCAGGAAGAGCAAGAAAACAUUGGAAAUUAGCCAGUGGAUGUUCUUUCCUACAAUAAUCCAGGUGAAUGCUGAUGAUGACGAUGACGACGACAACGAUGAUGAUGAGGAUGACGAUGAUGACGACGAUUAUGAUGAAGAUGACGGUGAUUAUGAUGACGAUGACGAUGAUGAUGACGACGAUGAUGACAGUGAAGAUGAAUAA